Messenger RNA from Penicillium paradoxum, 1596 nucleotides. Its product is annotated as MDR family MFS transporter. Gene Ontology annotation, molecular function: transmembrane transporter activity. NCBI's taxonomy places the organism in Eukaryota, Fungi, Ascomycota, Eurotiomycetes, Eurotiales, Aspergillaceae. Bases 1 to 1596 code for a protein of 531 amino acids. The record is from RefSeq and is a predicted model, not a curated record. Gene Ontology annotation, biological process: transmembrane transport. The transcript is spliced from 3 exons.
AUGUCGGCCUCAAUCUCUGUCACAGAAAAGGCUACACCUGACUGUAUUAUCACCCCCUCUAUUUCGACCACUCGUGAGAAUACUGCAGUCGAACAAACCGCAAUCAAUGAAGAUCCCAAGUACGCCUCGGGCCUGGAAUUAUGGGCCAUCAUGGGCAGCAUCUUCUUGGCCACGCUGGUUGCCGCCCUAGAUCUAGGUAUCGUCGCCACGGCCAUCCCGGGCAUCACGAGCGACUUCCACAACAUUGACGACAUCGGCUGGUAUAGCGGCACAAUUUUUCUCACUGUCGGCGCCAGCUCGCCCCUCAUUGGCAAGCUUUAUAAGUAUUUCUCCGGCCGCUGGGUCUAUCUUGGCAAUGUCCUCACGUUCCUGGUCGGUAGUCUGAUUGCUGCUCCAGCCCCAAACGGUGCCUGUUUAAUUGUCGGGCGCGCCCUACAGGGUGUUGGUGUCGCUGGUGUGCUUGGGGGUUCUGUGCUCAUGAUCACUUAUAUUGCUGAGCCUAAGCUACGUCCAAUGUUAAUCGGCGUAUGGACGGGCGUGCUCAUGCUCUCCACCGUCCUGGGUCCCUUGGUAGGCGGCGCCUUCACCACUAAUGUGAGCUGGCGAUGGUGCUUUUGGAUCAAUCUCCCCAUCGGUGGCCUCAUUAUUGCGAUGGUGUUGCUCUACUUCCACAUGCCCGAGCACGUCAAGCCUGUACCAGCCACGUGGAAAGUGAUCCUGCUGCAUCUUGACCUGCCAGGGUUUGCCCUUCUGCUCACCUCGGUUGUCCUCUUCACGCAGGCCAUGCAAUGGGGGGACAAACCAAAGCGUGGAGCGAUGGGUGAAUACGCCAUGAUACCGUUGAGAAAUCUCAAGUCGCGCCUUUUUUGGACUAACGCCUUGUAUGGUUGGCUGGUCAACCUCGCCGACUUCCAGGCCCUAUUCUAUCUUCCAAUAUACUUCCAGUCAAUUCAUGCACAGUCGGCUAUCACCAGUGGCGUUAACACCAUCCCGUUCGUCGCCCUCUUUGCUCUGGGAUCCUUGCUGAGUGGAUUUCUCGUUUCCAAGACGGGCCAUCUGCAGCCACUCCAGUUUGCCAGCGGGAUACUGGCCACCGCCGGUGCCGCUCUACUCUACACCAUGGACAUCGACUCUAACAAGGCUCGCUACAUUGGGCCUCAAAUACUUCUAGGCUUUGGCAUCGGUCUGGGCAACCAGAUUCCAAUGACAGCGUACCAAUUCUUCUCCACUCUCGAAAACGUCCAGGAAAACACAGGCAUUAUGCUUAUGACUAACGGCAUGAGCGGCGCCUUUUUCGUCACGGCAGCUUCAUCCAUCUUUGCCAACCGAAUGCUGCAGACUGUUGUCAGGUUGCGCCCCAAUCUUGAUCCACAAAUCAUUCUGCAGACCGGCGCCUCGGAGCUUCAGGUGGUCUUCCACGGUGCUGACCUGCUAGCGGUACGUCAGGCGUACAUGGUGGGUAUCAAGGAUAUCUUCGCCUUCUCUGUCGCUGGUGCCGCCUGCACUGCGGUUGUGUCCCUGAUUAUACCUAGGACAAGGCUCCCUGGUCAUGGUAAGAUGGAAGUGGAAUCGGAGGACUCGAGGGCAUCUCUGUAG